This is a messenger RNA of Triplophysa dalaica, 2146 nucleotides long. It is a transcript of the gene dapk2a, whose product is annotated as death-associated protein kinase 2a. The coding region runs from base 123 to 1565 and encodes 480 amino acids. Gene Ontology annotation, cellular component: nucleus; cytoplasm. Lineage: Eukaryota; Metazoa; Chordata; Actinopteri; Cypriniformes; Nemacheilidae. The record is from RefSeq and is a predicted model, not a curated record. The transcript has 10 exons. Gene Ontology annotation, biological process: intracellular signal transduction; positive regulation of apoptotic process; protein phosphorylation. Gene Ontology annotation, molecular function: protein serine/threonine kinase activity; ATP binding.
UAACAGGUGGCGUCUUCUUUUAGAAACACGCUCAUGUAGCCUACUCUACACCUUAAUGAGGAAUACGCGUGGACGCAUGAAAAUAUUCAGAAGAAUUACAUUUGCCGGUGAUAACAGAUAUAAUGGCUGUUUUCAAGCAGCAGCAGGUUGAGGAUUUCUAUGAGAUUGGAGAGGAACUUGGAAGUGGGCAGUUUGCAAUUGUGAAGCAGUGUCGUGAAAAAAGCUCAGGGUGCGACUUUGCAGCAAAGUUCAUAAAAAAGCGUCAGAGUAAUGCCAGUAGAAGAGGUGUGCUCAGAGAGGAGAUCAAGCGAGAGGUCAACAUCCUGCAGCAGUUACACCAUCCCAAUAUUGUAAUGCUGCAUGAUGUGUAUGAGAACAAGACAGAUGUGGUGCUGAUUUUGGAGCUAGUGUCUGGAGGAGAACUUUUCGACUUUCUUGCUCAGAAAGAGUCUUUGAGUGAGGAGGAGGCCACACAGUUUAUCAAACAAAUUCUGGAGGGUGUGCACUAUCUGCACACGAGGAAUAUCGCGCAUUUUGACCUAAAGCCUGAAAACAUCAUGCUUCUGGAUAAGAAUGUUCCUCUGCCCCGAAUCAAACUCAUUGAUUUUGGCUUGGCGCACAAAAUUGCUGAGGGGGUUGAAUUUAAAAACAUCUUUGGAACACCAGAAUUUGUUGCUCCAGAAAUUGUCAAUUAUGAACCGCUGGGACUGGAAGCAGAUAUGUGGAGUGUUGGUGUUAUUACAUAUAUUCUGUUGAGUGGGGCGUCUCCCUUUCUAGGAGAAACAAAGCAAGACACACUGGGAAAUAUCUCAGCCAUGAACUAUGAGUUUGAUGACGAGUUCUUUGGCCACACCAGUGAACUUGCCAAGAAUUUUAUACGGCAACUGCUGGAAAAAGACACCAAAAAGAGACUCACAAUUCAAGAUGCUCUGAACCACGGGUGGAUCAAGUCUAAUGAGCACAAGGACGAGCGCAGUAAAGCUCCAGAGAGGAAGAGGGAGCGUAGGCAGCUGAAGACCAAGCGACUCAAGGAGUACACUAUAAAGUCCCACUCCAGCAUGCCCCCUAAUAACACCUACAUCAACUUUGAGCGCUUUGCUCAGGUGGAGGAAGAAAUCUCAAACAUGGAGGGCACCUUCUGCCAGCUGACCUCGGCCCAGGACUCCCUCCAGGAAGACAUUGACGCUCUGGUGUCCAUCUACAAUGACAAGGAGAUGUUGUACAAAGAAGAGAGCGAGAGCAUCAGGCACGAGUUAUCCCAGCUCCGUUACGAGUUUCGUAAGGUAGAGGCGCAGAGACGGGGUGUUGAGGAAGACAUGAGGAGCGUGGACGCCAGUGUUAACAGGAUUAGCGAGCGGUAUAAGGAGAGGCAAAUGCAUUAUGAGGCCCUCCAGAUGGAGCUGUGUGCCGAGCUGCAGUGGGUGCAGGAGGUGGUGGGUUCAUUUCAGGUCACUUUUCCAAACUGUAGCUUCAGCAGCGUGUUUGCUACCGAUGUCAAUGAAGCACUCAAAGAGUUGCUGAACCGAUCUUGUGGAGGAGACUUGCUGACAGACCAGCAGAGAUGACACAUUUACAACCCCCACCCACUGAUAAAUACAUCAGUGCACAACGCCACUUACAGCAGGCGUCUUGCGGGUUCACAGCAGGUUGGAGAACAUAUGUGAAAUAUGAGAUGCAUUUAUGUCCAUACAUUAUUUAAACCCACUUGUCCUCUGCAGGGACGCUAUGAUGUCUUUUCAUGUUAUCCUUUAAACAGUAUUGUGUUGUCAAACAUCUUAAAAUAAUAUACUAUUAUAUAUAUUAGUAUAUAUAUAAUAUAUACUAUAUACUAUUAUUUUUCAGAUUACCGAUUUUAAAUGGUGCUACAAAACUAUAACGUAUUCUGAUUUAUAUUAGGUGUGUUGUAAAAAUUGUGCUUUCUUUCUUAAUAAUUACGUACAUGUAAUUUGAUUUGUUUCGUAAUUCACAUUCGUUCACACAUCCUGGUGUCCCCUGUUGGUUAUUUGUUUAGAACUGAUCAAACAAGGUUAAAAUGGCAAGUUUAUUAAACCCAUUUAUGUUGAAUGCUUCAAUCUGAUUGGUUGACAAACGUUCUACGGGUAUGCAUUGAUUUAUAGUAAAUGUACACCUAUGAAGAUGUUCCAGG